Messenger RNA from Fonsecaea erecta, 810 nucleotides. RefSeq lists its product as hypothetical. The transcript has a single exon. The record is from RefSeq and is a predicted model, not a curated record. Lineage: Eukaryota; Fungi; Ascomycota; Eurotiomycetes; Chaetothyriales; Herpotrichiellaceae. Bases 1 to 810 code for a protein of 269 amino acids.
AUGAAUGUGCCAUCACACGGCCACCGGAGAACACCUAGUUCGGUCAUCCUCCCGUCUCCGGGAAAACUCAAUACGUUGCAGCGCGCGGCCCGAAGCGAAAAAGUGAAACAGACAGCGAAAGGGUCUCCUGCUAAGAUUUUCCAACGGCGAUCAAAUUCUGGACGUGCCAAACUCGUGUCGUGGUCCCAACUGCGACCCAGCAAACGCAUCUCGCGGCGCUACUCUGCGUCCUCGCUAUCGACAAUCUUCAAGCCUAUUCUUGCCCCGAGGAGCAAGCAAAGCCAGGGCACGUCAAGCAUAUAUAGCCGUGACGUGAGGGAGCUGAGUUUUACAGGCGGAGUAGAUCGUCAAGGAGGAGACGCUGAGGGCAACGACCCAGUUGUAUCUGGGUUGUCAUCCGGAAAGGGCAGUCACUUGCCUCACAAACCAUCAGCAUCUAUUGACCAUCUGAAGUCCAAGAUUGACAACUGGGACCUUCACACGGGCGAUCUGGAUGCGUCCGUGAUCCCUCGUUCAGCUAUCAAACGCUCGAUUUCAGAUUCUGGGCUCCGUCUCUCUACCUCUCGGAACGAAGGACGUCCCGCGAGCGGGCAAGGGGCUUGCGGUUUGGCGGACGAAGGUCCCGAGAGAUCCAUCCCGCUCAUUCAGAUUGGACGAUCCAGCGACGAUGUUUUCGGUAUUGAAGCAGACGGCUUCCAAGCCCACGAAGCGGGCAAGUUGAUGAAGCGCCUUAGGCCUUUCAACACAGCACCAAUCGUUCUGGGUGGCUUGGGUCACGGUACGGCACCCGGCGGUGGGGAGUGGAUCUGA